AACUUAUGGUUUUUGCUGGAUAAACAUCAGACACCACCUAUGAUUGGAGAGGAAGCAAUGAUCAAUUAUGAAAAUUUUUUGAAGGUUGGUGAAAAGGCUGGACCAAAGUGCAAGCAAUUUUUUACUGCAAAAGUCUUUGCUAAACUCCUUCAUACUGAUUCAUAUGGAAGAAUUUCCAUCAUGCAGUUCUUUAACUAUGUCAUGCGAAAAGUCUGGCUUCAUCAAACAAGAAUAGGACUCAGUUUAUAUGAUGUUGCUGGUCAAGGAUACCUUCGAGAAUCUGAUUUAGAAAACUACAUUUUGGAACUUAUUCCUACUUUGCCACAACUAGAUGGGCUGGAAAAAUCCUUUUAUUCUUUUUAUGUUUGUACAGCAGUUAGGAAGUUCUUCUUCUUUUUGGAUCCUCUAAGAACAGGGAAGAUAAAAAUUCAAGAUAUUUUAGCGUGUAGCUUCCUAGAUGAUUUACUUGAGCUAAGGGAUGAAGAACUGUCUAAAGAGAGCCAAGAAACAAAUUGGUUUUCUGCUCCUUCUGCCCUAAGGGUUUAUGGUCAGUAUUUGAAUCUUGAUAAGGAUCACAACGGCAUGCUCAGUAAAGAAGAACUCUCCCGCUAUGGAACAGCAACCAUGACCAAUGUUUUCUUAGAUCGAGUUUUCCAGGAGUGUCUCACUUACGAUGGAGAAAUGGACUAUAAGACAUACUUGGACUUUGUUCUUGCCUUAGAAAACAGAAAGGAACCUGCUGCUCUGCAAUAUAUUUUCAAACUGCUUGAUAUUGAGAACAAGGGAUAUCUGAAUGUCUUUUCCCUUAAUUAUUUCUUUAGGGUGUAUUAUUAA
Dipodomys ordii (Ord's kangaroo rat) is the source of this 834-nucleotide messenger RNA. It is a transcript of the gene Ppp2r3c, whose product is annotated as protein phosphatase 2, regulatory subunit B'', gamma. Bases 40 to 834 code for a protein of 264 amino acids. NCBI's taxonomy places the organism in Eukaryota, Metazoa, Chordata, Mammalia, Rodentia, Heteromyidae. Gene Ontology annotation, biological process: cortical cytoskeleton organization; regulation of dephosphorylation; T cell homeostasis. The transcript is spliced from 9 exons. The record is from RefSeq and is a predicted model, not a curated record. Gene Ontology annotation, cellular component: spindle; centrosome.